AUGACCGCCCUCCUAAAAGAGUAUGGUAAAAAUCCAGAUUCAAGAGAGGAGAGUGAUGCUGUUGGUGUUCGUGAUGCUGCUGCUGAUGAUGAUGUUGAUCAUGCUAAUGAUGAUGGAGAUGAAGAAGAUGGUGAUGAUGAUGCUGCUGCUGCUGCUGAUGAUGAUGAUGAUGAUGAUGCGGAGAAGAUGAUGCUGCUCCUGUUGCAGCCGGUGAUAAUGAUGCUCCUGCAUGCUUCUGCCACUGAUGAUGAUAUUGAUAAAGAUGUUGAUCGUGGUGAUGAUAACGAAGUAUUACAAGACGUUCUUGGUCAUUGCGAGAUUGAUGCGGGGUGGAUGAUGGAGCCCUGUCGUGGCAGUAGUGGUAUCCAGGCGGGGGUAAAUGAUACCUCGCUGCACGUAUUUGGUGACGCAUCGGUAGCACAGUCUGUUCUGAGUAGCGAGGCUAAUGGCGGCUUUCUCUCAAUCAAUUGGGGAUGGGGUGUCGCCGUCACACUCGCCGUUUAUUUCGCAUCUGGUGUAUCAGGUGCCCACAUCAACCCAGCAGUGACCUUGGCCUUUGCCUGCUUGGGACGGUUUCCUUGGAAGAAGGUCCCGUUUUACAUCUUAGCGCAGAUGGUCGGUGCCUUUGUCGCAGCUGCCUGCGUAUUCGGAGUGUAUUCAGAUGCUAUCAAUGCCUUUGACGGAGGAACUCGAGCAGUACUCGGCGAAAACGGGACAGCUGGUAUUUUUGCAACCUACCCGAAGGACUUCCUCUCAAUCUGGAGUGGACUUGGCGAUCAGAUAUUAGGCACUGCUCUUUUGAUGUCCUGCAUAUUGGCUAUCACGGACAAGAGAAACAACUCGCCUCCUAACGGGAUGGAACCCCUUCUCAUUGGUCUCGUUGUAUUCAACAUUGGUAUUUGCUUCGGGUUCAACUGCGGCUACGCCAUCAACCCAGCCAGGGACCUGGGUCCCAGGUUAUUCACCGCCUGCGCAGGUUAUGGCCAAGAUGUAUGGACUCCCAAUGGUAUGCAUUGGUGGUGGGUGCCGAUAGUAGGACCUUGUGUGGGUGCCAUCUUGGGUGGAUACCUCUACGUGUUCACUGUCGAGCUUCAUCACGACACAGAAACAGCAUCGGCGAGAGACGAAGAUGGAGGAGGAGACUACCGAAUGGCUGAUCUAACGGGAAAGGGCGAAGAUAACCCAGCUGUUCAGAACCACGGCGAAGCAUGAGUGAACGGAUAAAAGGAACAGCUCCAUCUCUCGUCAAUACCGCGUUCAACACGAUGUGAUAUCAAACUUCUGAAGCUGCAACUAUCUGUGGAUACUGCCUGUGUGACCGAGGCGACAUCAUAGAGUUAAAUACUGUAUAUGGGCGACAUCCUUGGAGUAUAAAUGAUUGCCUCAGAUGUGCAGCAUUUUUUCAAUCAGAAAUGGGGUAUCAAUAUGUUGGUUUGUUGUCUGUUCUUUAUGUUAACGUUUCUUUUUUUUCUCACAUACAUGUAACUAUUAAAAAUAACUUCUCACUGACUUUCUUCUCUUUCGUUUCUCUCCCUUUCUUUCUCUUCCCCCCUCUCCCUCCCCUCCUCUUUCAUACUUUCUAGUAACUUGAUAAGAACAUACGCCCAUCUUGUCACGCAAAUCAAGAAAAGCGGAAUCUUGAUAAUUAUAUGAUUAAAGGGAAAGGACAUUUUUAUCGUACUGUGCUGCAAUCUCAGGAUUUUGAUAUCUGGUAGGUGUUUCAUAAAGCUGUUCGUAAGUUAAGAACGACCGGUGAUCCUUUCUCACGCGCUAAAACAUUGUCAAUGGUGCAUACCAUUUACCAAAAGAAAGGAUCACCAGUCGUUUUUAAAGUUGCUCUUAUCUUACGAACAGCUUUAUGAAACACCCACCUGGAUUAUAUUAUAAUGGAGAUCUUAUAACUUCUUUCACGAUAUUAGAAUUAUGCGGAAAACAUGGUAUUGUUGUUGAUGUAGAGAGAAUAUAAACAGAUUCUGUUUUAUUAUUUCAUUUUGUCUAUUAUAUUCUUUUCAUCAUGGAACAAUAUUUGAAUAAUUAUUUAUUCAUGAUUUGCUUUGUUUCCAGUCCUAAACAAUGUAAAUUUACACUUUCAGAGGAAAAUGGUUUGUCACAUCACCUUUAGCAAUGCCCCACUGGGUAAAACUUUUACAGGGACUCACUGGCAAAUAGACGGUGAGGGAGGGGGUGACCAAGGACAAUCGGGAGAGGAGAAAGGGAAAUGGAAAGGGAUGAAAUAUGAUGGCAUUUUUUUUUUAAAGAUUGCCCUGUACCCCACAUUUUUCCCCUUCAGAAUGGUUGGUUCCCUGUGCAAUGGACUUGGUAAAUUUAGCAUUGUUCUGGUCUGAAAUAUACAAAGUUGGACCUUUGUAACGGUGCUCCCGGUGUGGUACUGUGUUGCACCAUUCACGGUGCAAAACUGAACCUCUGUUUCUGUGAGUCUAGAGGGUCGGUUGCAAGAAACUUGCAAUUAGCUGCCAGUCAAUACUGUAGGUCCCAAAUUCAGUCUUGCACUUUAUUCAUUGCGAACUGGAGAUUGGUUGCGAGGCCGGAGCGUUUCAUGAAAUGACUAGUCGGACGUGUUAUCUGACAGUAACAUAUGCCUGGGCCCCGUUGCAUAAAAGUUACCAUUACGGUAACUUUGCCAUGCAAUGGUAACUUGCAUGGAAUCCUUGAUUUUGAUUGGCUGUUGAUCAGCAUUACCAUGGUAGUUACCAUAAUAGUAACUUUUAUGCAACGGGGGCCAGUGCUUCUUAGCCAAUCAAAAUCAUGGAAAAGUUCAAUAUGACUUGUCAGACGACCAAAAAAAAAACACGUUUGAUGGAGCGCUCUCCUGUUCUGCACCUCGUGUAAAAAAUGAUUUACAAUACAUGUAAUUAAACUUGAUCUAUCCGAAUUCACUUACUAAUUUGCAAUUAAAAUUUACUCGUGAUUGAAAUCAUUGCAACGUUUUUUGCGAUGCCCCUUUAUUAUUUUUUUUUCAAUACGCUGUAUUAAAGAAAAAUUACAGCUAUAAAUACAACAUCAGUUGGUGUUUGAAGAGGACCACAUCUCUUGCGUUAAAAUACAACUUGGUGUUCAACUAACAAGAUGAAUAUUAUCACUGGUGUAAAAUGCUUGGUGUCCUCUGUAAACGCAGAUUGUGAUCACAGUGUAGUAUUAACACCAGUAUUUUGCAGUGUAUGUACUUAAAGAAAAAUUAUUGUUGGUGCUUCACUUGAUCGUAUUUUUAUAUUUAUUAUUAUGAAUUUUGUUGUUUUGUUUGAUUUCAGAGAAAACGCUUUAGUUAAGAUUCUUUUUCUAUGCCGUGUUCUCGUUGUAAUAAAUCAUUAUUUGCAUCUUGUAUUCAACAUGGGUUUAUUGUAAGUAGAACAAAGUGACAUUUAUAGAUAGAAAAAGAUAUACCUUGUUAGAAAUUACAUUGGAUAAGGAACUACUUUCAUUGGGGCAGAAUUCUACAUUAUAUUUUCGUCAUUGUGGCACUGCUGCUAUUUCUGAUUUAUCGUCAAUUCUCAAAUCCAUUCUUAACUAUGUUCCGCUUACCAUUCUGUGCAAAUUGUAUUGUAUGAUAAAAGUCAAUUGCAGAUAUAAAAUGGUCUGCUGAAAGCACAAGAAUACAUGUUUGAUAACCUACAAACCUUGCACUAAAAUAAUAAAGAGUGUUUUCAAUAAUCGUUCGGCUACAACACUUUUCCCUAUGCCCAGAGCAGCUAUUGAUGGAUCUUGUUUAUAUCAUCGAUGUAGCGCCAUCUCAUGUCAGAUGCACCACUUUUUGCUGUCCUGGGAAAUUAUUUCCCCUGCACCACGUAUUUCUCAGUCUCCUCAUUUAGUACAAUAGAGUGUUCACCCUGAUGUCAAGUAGUAAAGCUUAAGAAGUAAAGCUUAAGUAGUAACCCUUAAGUAGUAGAUCUGAAGUAGUAUAUCUGAAGUAGUAAAGAUUAAGUAGUAACCCUUAAGUAGUAAACCUUAAGUAGUAAACCUUAUGUAAUAAACAUUAAGUAGUAAACCUGAAGUAGUAAACCGUAAGUAGUAAACCUUAAGUAGUAAACCUUAUGUAAUAAACCUGAAGUAGUAAACCUGAAGUAGUACACCGUAAGUAGUAAACCAUAAGUAGUGAACCUUAAGUAGUAAAUCUGAAGUAGUAAAUCUGAGAAAAUCAAACCAAAAUAUCCGCAGCAAAAAAAAUGGUUGUUAAAAUACAUGGUACAAACUGCGUUUCGUAUCUCGCCUAAUCGAGUUCACACAUUGAAAACAUCUACUACCAAUAUAUUAAUAUUAGAUAGAUAAGUAUCAUCAUCUUUUUCGGGAUAUGCUAUUCUUUGAUCUUUUUUUUGAACUAUUAUAGAGAUGAUGUAUUGUAAAUAAUAAUAAACACUUUUUCACAGAGAUUUAUUAUGUAAAAUAUUUUACAAUCACCUAGUAUAUAAAAGUUUCUUUUGCACUUUUUUUUAAUCACUUGAACUUAGUCAUGUUAGUAUUGUGUCGGGUGUAUUCAGAUUGUAGGCAUGUUUUGUCUUUAUUGAAUGUCCUUCUAUAUUCGAUAUACUAUAGACCAAUAAAUAUCUUCAUGGAAAUAUUUA
Lytechinus pictus (painted urchin) is the source of this 4577-nucleotide messenger RNA. RefSeq names its product aquaporin-3-like. The transcript is spliced from 9 exons. The record is from RefSeq and is a predicted model, not a curated record. Gene Ontology annotation, biological process: glycerol transmembrane transport; water transport. Bases 1 to 1212 code for a protein of 403 amino acids. Gene Ontology annotation, cellular component: basolateral plasma membrane; plasma membrane. NCBI's taxonomy places the organism in Eukaryota, Metazoa, Echinodermata, Echinoidea, Temnopleuroida, Toxopneustidae. Gene Ontology annotation, molecular function: water channel activity; glycerol channel activity.